AAAACAGAAAAAACUGGUUUUGUUUUCGAUAUUUUAAUAAAUUUUCCAAGGAAAAAAAAAAAGAAAAAUAGAAAAUGAGAACGGUAGUCGGCGAGAAGAGAGAGAAAGAACGAGAAAAUAAAGGAAAAUUUUGAUAUGGGUUGCCAUCUUUUCGGCUUAUAAAUUUGGGUUUCAGUGACGGUUUCGUUCUGUGUGCUUUUCAUUCACGUGUCUCUCUUUCUCCAUUCUUUUUCAAUAUUUUGGUCUUUAUUAUCCUGUGUGUAUAUAUACACAUACAUAUAUACAUAUCUUUUCUUUCUUCCUUUCCCGUGCUUUCUUCUGUUUGUUUCUCAGUAAAAGGAAAACUAAAUCUUAUCGCCGUUUCUUUCCUUUCAAGUCUUCUUUGACGGUGGGGUUUUUGGUUUUUCGGUCAUUCCCAUCUCAUACGUGUGUGUGUUUAUGUAGUUGUAUUGUAUGGUUUUCAUUCUGUGCUUAAGCAGUUAAAAGGGUAUUGAUAAUAGUUAUAAAGAGGUUUGAUUAAGUAUCUAUAGAGAGAAAAUGGAUGGGAAGAAGCAAGUGGAUUCAUCUUCUUCCUUCACUUCUGAGCUGUUUGGGUCCAAAGAAUCUUCUCCUUCUUCUGGGAUUUUCGGGUCUAUCUUUGCACCAUCUUCAAAGGUUUUAGGUAGAGAAUCUGCGCGUUCUGAAGUACCAGUGAGAAGGCAUAGUUCCUUCACUGAAUCAUACACCACCAAACAUGGAUAUUCAGAUGAUGCAUCCAAAAGCAAAGCAACAGAGAACCAAAUUCAGCAAAACACAGACACCGGCUCCAUUUAUCAGGAUCAACGAAUGCAACCAUGUCAUCUAAGCUCAUCAAUCUAUUAUGGUGGUCAAGACGUCUACUGUAAUCCCCAUAGCACACCAAGCUCGACGUACAAGAAAGAUGGUGCUGAAGAUGAUUCAGGUAGCGCCUCACGGGGGAACUGGUGGCAAGGUGGUCUUUACUAUUAGAUGGCCAGGAGCUCUGUUUUCGGAGCUACACCAAGGCAAAGUAGGAUAAUAUUAUAGCAGAAGGUUCUAUAUGAAGAUAGAUGAUAGUAGUUGGAUCGGUGGUACGAGCUUGUUGUUUGUCACCCCUCCCAACAGCAUAACCUUUAUAUGAAUUAAUUAUCAAUAAAUGUCUGUUUUCUUCUUUUUUUUUUUUAUUAUUUUUCUGUAAAGGGAUGUUGAACUUAAAUGUUUCCUGUAUAGUUUUAUGGCUAAGAAGACUUUUUUUUCCUCUUUUAUUGCCUUAUAUGUUGAAACUCGGAAUUGGUUUUUUAUAUGGUGUGGCUCAACUUUUUUCUAUGGAAAUUUUUUAUUUGUGUGCUUC
Cannabis sativa is the source of this 1348-nucleotide messenger RNA. RefSeq lists its product as uncharacterized. NCBI's taxonomy places the organism in Eukaryota, Viridiplantae, Streptophyta, Magnoliopsida, Rosales, Cannabaceae. The transcript is spliced from 6 exons. The coding region runs from base 538 to 987 and encodes 149 amino acids. The record is from RefSeq and is a predicted model, not a curated record.